AUGGGUGAGGAGUUCGCUGACACAAUGAACCUAGAUUUGAAUCUUAGGCCCGGUCCUGAGUCAGAUCUGCGGCCGUCCCUAAACGAAACUGUGAAUCUGGCUGAUUGGAGUAAUGACCCAUCCGAGAGAUUCUCGGAAGCUGUGACGAGGAUCAUAACUCGGCAUAGGACGCGGUUCAGACAACUUAAUCUCCCCAUACCAAUUAUAUCUGAAACCCAUAUGUCUAUUGAACUGAACCAGUUGAUGGGAAGUCCUGUAACCGGAGCUGCUUUGCAGACUGGCGAGGGUAGUGAAAGAGGCAAUGAGGAUCUGAAAAUGUGUGAGAACGGAGAUGGAGCCAUUGGAGACGGUGUGUCAGAGAAGAAAACGGACGUGGAGAAAAGCAGUGGCAGCGAUGGUAACUUCUUCGAUUGUAAUAUAUGUUUGGAUUUGUCCAAAGAGCCGGUUCUCACCUGUUGUGGCCAUCUUUGA
This is a messenger RNA of Brassica napus (rape), 471 nucleotides long. RefSeq lists its product as uncharacterized. Gene Ontology annotation, cellular component: endoplasmic reticulum. Gene Ontology annotation, biological process: ubiquitin-dependent protein catabolic process. The transcript has a single exon. Gene Ontology annotation, molecular function: ubiquitin protein ligase activity; ubiquitin-like protein conjugating enzyme binding. The record is from RefSeq and is a predicted model, not a curated record. The coding region runs from base 1 to 471 and encodes 156 amino acids. NCBI's taxonomy places the organism in Eukaryota, Viridiplantae, Streptophyta, Magnoliopsida, Brassicales, Brassicaceae.